CGUCACCAUCCGUCAGUUCAUCACUAAUUUGUAAUUUGUACGUAACCGCGCCUUGUUUGUGUGGAUUUAUUUCGGUUUAUUUAUUGGUAUUCGUAUCAAUAAUGUUAUUGUUAAUAAAUUUGUAGUGUUUAGAUAGUGUAGGACUUAUAAUAUACGAAAAUGGAUGAAAAAGAAGAGUUACAUCUAACCUCUCAAGAGUUGCAAGUUUUAUCGGAACUUGACAGCCGGCAAUUUGGUUUCCUGAAGCUGAGAGGCAGUGAACAUGGCAGAACCCGGGCACUUGUCCUCAAAGCUGUAAAAUAUUUGGAAGGGAUGCUUGUGCAAGUCAAGGAAGAAGAAAGAGCAUGCUCUCCUGGUGCUAGAAGAGACAUAUGCAUUGACCCAAAAACAUAUUGCAAAUUAGGACAUUUUCAUCUAUUACUAGAAGACUAUGCUAAAGCAAUGUCAGCUUAUCAAAAGUUCUACGCACUGGAGCCCGACAACUGGAAAGAUCCCUUAUUCUUGUAUGGAUUGGGUCUCUGUUAUUACCACUACAAUGCAUUUGAAUGGGCGACAAAGGCGUUGCAAAUGGCCCUGUACGUGUCGCCGGGGUUCUCCCGCGCGGCGGACGCGCACCUCCGGCUGGCGCUGAUGUUCAAGGCGCGCCGGCACUGGGCCGCCGCGGCCGUGCACUUCAGGCGCGCACGUCUCGCGCCCCACCAGGACGCCACCUUCACACGGCUCGAACUCAGCUUCCACGCGGCGCAUCUACUGGAAGCCAGGGGCCUGAGGAAGGCGGCCAGGGACGCGUACGAGAGGCUGCUUAAAGAACCACAGCUGUCGUCUUCUCUCAAAGCUGACGUCUGCAGACAGCUCGGAUGGUUGUACCACCGUUGCGUGUCCCUGGGCGAGCCGGCAGCGAGGGCGCGCGCCGCGAUCUGGUGCCUACAACGCGCAGUGGUCGCGGAGCCCGAGUCGGGCGCGGGCCUGUACCUCCUGGGCAGGUGCUUCGCUGCCCAGGGCAAGGUCCACGAUGCGUUCAUAGCGUACAGGAACUCCGUAGAGAAGUCCGAAGGCAACGCUGAUACCUGGUGCUCGAUAGGUGUGUUAUACCAGCAACAGAAUCAGCCGAUGGACGCCCUGCAAGCGUACAUAUGCGCCGUACAACUAGACAAGGGCCAUUCGGCGGCGUGGACCAACCUCGGCAGCCUGUACGAGAGCUGUCAGAUGCCGCGCGAUGCGUUCGCGUGUUACACGAACGGGGGCACCGCCGCCACCGCCUCCAACGCGGCGCUCAGGCAAAGGCUGGCGUUCUUGAAGGUGCACCUGGCGAAUGCUCCUAUGCCUUCUGUCACUGGCAAACGCCGGCAGCUGCCCUCUAUCGAGGAGGCGUGGAACUUGCCGAUCUCUGCGGAGAUGUCGUCGCGUGCGCCCAAGUCUGCGCCGCCGCCGUACCCGAGCGCGGGCGGCGCGGCGCCGGGCGCGGGCGCGGCUGGCGCGGGCGCGGCGGCGGGGGGCGCGGCCCCGGCGGCCCCCGACGCGCCACCGCUCCCGCACCACCAGCUACAGACGCUGCAGUACCUCCAGAAGAACUCGCACAACCUCUCGCCUCACCAACAAGUGUUGAUGCAGCAGCUCCUGGCGCAGUACCGACAUGCGCAGGCGCGCGCGCGUGCGGUGACGAAAAACGAAGGUAGCAGUAACGCGACCGGCGGCGACACCACGGAGUCGCUCGCCGAAGACCUGUUGAAGAAGUUUGCGGACUCGCAGCCAGAUGUCAAGAAGGAACCUAUUGCAACAGAUAAUGCAAACCACACUGGCAGCAGCGAAACGGUGCUCGGGGGACGACAACCCGUCGUGAAGCUGGAGCCACUGAAGACGGAUCCUCUGAAACCCGUCACCUUCAAUAUCAUCAUGACCUCCAAGAUGAUAUUGGAUGCGUGCAAGGAAAACGCGGGCCCGCCAACAGCGUGGUCCGUCCUCGGCGACGGGAACGGACCCCCCGAGCCUCCGCCCGUGCCGCCGCCGCGACUCACCGCCGAGCAGCUCGCGCCGCCCGCUCCUUUCGUCUACGUCGAAUCCAAGCGGGAAGCCUUCUCGCCGUUGCUGCAAGAUUUCUGCCUGAAACAUCCUAUCGCGGUGGUUCGCGGCCUCACCGCCGCUCUAAAGCUUGACCUCGGGUUGUUCUCGACGAAGACUUUGGUGGAGGCGUGGCCCGAUCACGCGGUGGAGGUUCGCACACAGCUGAUGCAGUCCGCCGACGAAAACUGGGACCCCACCGGGCGCAGGCGCGUGUGGGCCUGCGCGUCGCACCGCUCGCACACCACCGUGCGCAAGUACGCGCAGUACCAGGCCGGCUCGUUCCAGGAGUCGCUGCGGGAGGAGCGCGAGCGCGGCGGCGCGGCCGGCCCGCCGCUGUCCGACUCCGACGGCUCGGGGCCCGUGAAGCGGCGCCGCGGCGCGCGCAUGCUGCGCUUCGGCACCAACGUCGACCUCUCCGACGAGCGCAAGUGGCGUCCGCAGCUCGCAGAGCUACAGAAGUUACCGGCGUUCGCGCGCGUCGCUUCUGCAGCCAAUAUGCUCUCACAUGUCGGCCACGUCAUACUCGGCAUGAACACCGUCCAACUGUACAUGAAGGUUCCCGGCAGCCGUACGCCCGGCCACCAGGAGAACAAUAACUUCUGUUCCAUCAACAUCAACAUUGGGCCCGGGGACUGCGAAUGGUUUGGCGUUCCCGACGCGUACUGGGGUGGAGUGCGUGAGCUAUGUGAACGGCACGGAUUGUCUUAUCUGCACGGGUCAUGGUGGCCCGAUCCGGAGGAACUGCGCGCUCACGGCGUGCCAGUUUAUCGAUUCACGCAGCGUCCCGGUGACCUGGUGUGGGUGAACGCGGGCUGCGUGCACUGGGUGCAGGCGACUGGGUGGUGCAACAACAUAGCGUGGAACGUGGGUCCGCUGACGGCGCGUCAGUAUUCCCUCGCGCUGGAGCGUUACGAGUGGAACAAGGUGCAGAACUUCAAGUCGAUAGUGCCGAUGGUGCACCUGACGUGGAACCUGGCGCGCAACAUCCGCGUGUCGGACCCGCGGCUGCACCGCGCCAUGCGCACGUGCCUGCUGCAGACGCUGCGCGCGGCGGCGGGCACGCUGCAGGCGGUGCGCGCGCGCGGCGUGCCGGUGCGCUUCCACGGGCGCGCGCGCGGCGAGGCGUCGCACUACUGCGGCGCGUGCGAGCGCGAGGUGUGGCACGCGCUGCUGGUGCGCGAGCACGAGCGCCGGCACGUGGUGCACUGCCUGGCGUGCGCGCGCCGCGCCUCGCCCGCGCUGCAGGGCUUCCUGUGCCUGGAGGAGCACCACAUGGACGAGCUGGCGCAGGUGUACGACGCAUUCACGCUGCACCGGCCGGCGCCGCUGGCCCCGCCGCCCGCGCCGGCGCCGACGCCCGACUGAUGCCGCUGACGCCCGCCGGGUGACGUCACGUACCUGCGUUUGUUUUGUUCCCGUUGCAGUAUUAGCCGCCGGUCGGCUCCGGCGGUCGCGCGUCGCCGCCCCGGCCGCAGGACCCGCGCCCGACGAUGGCGGCCCACGAUCGCCAUCUAUUUUGCUACACGACUCGUGAAUUUAAAAUUGUUGCGCUCUGAGAGUAUUUUUGGGGAUAAAAUGUAAUUUUAUAACGAGAACUCUUUUUCGCUCCUCGAUCACUUUUGUAAUUGUGGGAGAUAUUCAAAUAAAAUAGUGAGUCAAUUGUCGGAUAAGUGUAGUGGUUGAUGAUGUCCGUGCGUGACUGAUGCGAGUGGUCGGCGACAGUGCGGUGGGCGAGGCUCGGUGUGUGCGGGCUCUCAUGUGCUCACGUGUUCACCAUGAUAUAAAUGUGUUAUUUUUGUAUAGAAGCAUAUUUAUUUAUUUUUGUCGUACCGUGACUUUAGUUUGAUUUUUCUAGACAGUUUUAGCGAAUACUAGUUGGUAAGUAUAUUGCACAGAAUGAGAUCCUGCGUUUUAGCAGGGUCCGGCGAGAAGUGCUGCGAUGUCCCAAAGAAUGUUAUACUCGUGUAGGCGGUUGCUAUCGGAAACGUAUGAAAGUUCAAAAUUGUAUGACCCGCGCAUUAUCUUGUUUUUGAAAUUGUACUAUUAUCGCAUUUGGGAUCUGACAUCUAAAUUAAUUUAAUAAAUAUGUAAAUUGUUUCCUUUUGAAUUCAUGGACUGUAAUGAAAUUAGUCAUAAUUAGAGAAUUGUUUCAUGGUUGGGUGUAAAGCUAGAACGGAAUAGGCUUAGUAAGCUCAGGGUUGGCAGUAACGUGGGAGGGCUCUCUGUUGUCACUAGCGUUUGUUGUUUCUCUUGGAGUUUUAUUGAUGUGUUAGUGAGAUUUCAAUGUUACUAUAUUAGUUUUCUAGUGCCAAGUAUUGAGCCCGAGCUUGGAGAUGGAGUGAGUUUGCUGGAUUUUGUAUAGUGAAUGUCCGGUAUAUUUAUAAGUAAUUAUAACAUCACUGCCAUGUAUGACCUUACUGUUUAUACUAUAAUAUUACAUUUUAAAUAAAGAAAAUGAGAAUGAUUA
Molecule: messenger RNA, 4528 nt
Organism: Manduca sexta (tobacco hornworm)
Lineage: Eukaryota; Metazoa; Arthropoda; Insecta; Lepidoptera; Sphingidae
Gene: Utx
Product: lysine-specific demethylase 6A
Biological process (GO): regulation of gene expression
Cellular component (GO): MLL3/4 complex
Molecular function (GO): RNA polymerase II cis-regulatory region sequence-specific DNA binding; histone H3K27me2/H3K27me3 demethylase activity; chromatin DNA binding
Source: RefSeq, a predicted model, not a curated record